CUGGUAUAGGCUGGGUAUACCUGCAACCAUGAGGAUGUCUCUGUAGAGGAUCUACUCAGCUCUCUCACUGUCUUGUCUCUCAGUUGGUUUAUCUAGUCUGUGUCAGGAUGUCACUCAUAUUACUGUUGCUCCUCUCAGCAUUUGUAGCUGAUAGUAUGGAGCAGGAAACAAUAACUCCAGUGAAGCCUGAAGUCAAUGCUCUCCAAGGAACAGACAUCACUCUCUCCUGCAACUACAAAGGCAAAGUUAAUAAUCUACAAUGGUACCGUCAAUACCCCGGAUCCAGACCAGAAUGUCUUCUUUUGAUCCUACAAAGCAGCAUGUAUAUUCAGAAUACAUCCAUUACAACUCCACGACACACUGGUAGACUGAAUGAAGAGAAGACCCGUGUUGACUUGAUGAUCUCCUCUGUUGAAUUGGAAGACUCUGCUCUGUACCACUGUGCCUUGCAGCCCACAGUGACAGGAAACCCAGACACACUGUACAAAAACCUGUCAAGACCCUUGGGGCUGGGGCUUAUUCUACACAUCCUGCCAUCUACAAUGUUGUUCUGUUCACUAUUACCCGUCUUUAACUUGAUAGGUCUCAGUUCUGAACAGGUAUUAACACCCUACACUGAUGUAGAAGUGGCUUCAGAAAGGGACAGAGUUACUCUCUCUUGUAACUACACCUCUGUCAACACUCUUCAAUGGUAUCGACAAUAUCCACAAUCAGCACCACAGUUAUUGGUCAUGGAACAUAUGACUGCAAAAACACCAGGUUUCUCACUAAAUCAUGACAAAAAAGCCAAACGUGUGGAUCUGGAGAUCUCCUCUGCUGAAGUGACAGACUCUGCUCUGUACUACUGUGCCUUGCAGUCCACAGUGACAGGAAACCCAGAAACACUGUACAAAACCUGA
Molecule: messenger RNA, 899 nt
Organism: Oncorhynchus keta (chum salmon)
Lineage: Eukaryota; Metazoa; Chordata; Actinopteri; Salmoniformes; Salmonidae
Exons: 4
Coding region: 108-899 (263 amino acids)
Source: RefSeq, a predicted model, not a curated record